Molecule: messenger RNA, 1233 nt
Organism: Saitoella complicata NRRL Y-17804
Lineage: Eukaryota; Fungi; Ascomycota; Saitoellomycetes; Saitoellales; Saitoellaceae
Product: PLP-dependent transferase
Exons: 1
Coding region: 1-1233 (410 amino acids)
Biological process (GO): biosynthetic process
Molecular function (GO): pyridoxal phosphate binding
Source: RefSeq, a predicted model, not a curated record
AUGCGUCUUUCCGACUCUCUCGAGGCAGCAUUGUCUAACCGCAAGCGAGCAUCGCGUCUCAGAAGACUAUCACUAUCUCCGCCAGAGUCCUCUGACUUCUCCUCAAACGACUUCCUCUCCCUCUCGACAUCGGAGCGCCUACACUCUAUCUUCCUCACCGAACUCAACAAGGUCGCACCACGACUAGGCUCGGGAGGUUCGCGGUUACUGGAUGGGAAUUCAACGUACGCAGAAGAUCUGGAAGCGAGAAUCGCGGGGUUUCACGGCGCACCCACGGGGUUGUUAUUCAACUCGGGGUAUGAUGCCAAUGUGGGCUUCUUCUCAUGUGUACCGCAGAAGGGUGACUACGUUAUUUACGACGCCCUAAUCCACGCAUCAGUACACGAUGGAUUCCGUGCAUCACGAAUUAAGGCUGCACGGGCAUUCAAGCACAACGACGUCGCCUCACUCAAGUUCCAGUUGGAGAAGCUAAGGUUGGAAGACACACGGGUACAAUCAGGAGAAGCGAACGUGUUCAUCGCAGUCGAGGCAUUAUACAGCAUGGACGGCGACCUCUCACCACUGUCCGACAUCAUCACGAUCAUGGACGCCGAACUACCGCGGGGAAACGCAUAUCUCGUUCUUGACGAAGCACACUCAACCGGAGUCUACGGAGAUCACGGACGUGGGUGGGCGUCGCUGCUCACACCCCAGCAACAACAGCGAAUUUACGCUCGACUACAUACAUUCGGCAAAGCACUUGCUACCAAUGGUGCUAUCCUAUUGUGCAGAGAGCCAAUACUGAAGGAGUAUCUGAUCAAUUACGCACGGCCAUUAAUCUACAGCACGGCAAUGUCAUACCCGACACUGGUAAGCAUUGCCGCUGUCUACAACAUGCUUCAGCACGGCGAGACUCGACGAUUACAGAAGCAUUUGCACUCCCUUAUCAGCAAGCUUUCAUCACUUCUCGGACGGUUACCAUCGACGCCGUUAUUCACGCUACCUUCACUACCGCUGCAGUCACCAAUAUUGCCGCUGAUUACGUUGCAUCCACGACAACUGGCAGAUGUGUUGCAGAAGCAGGGAUUUAAUGUACGGGCAAUCUGCUGGCCGACGGUGGAGAAAGACAAGGAGAGGGUGAGGGUGUGUCUGCAUGCGGGGAACAAGGAGGAGGAGGUUACAGCACUCGUAAAAGCUGUCGGGCGGUGGUUGAUUGAGAAAGAAGUAGAGGAGAUGCCAAGAGCAAAAUUGUGA